AUGGAGAACGAAACCCCGAAACCCCCGUUAUCGUCCCGUAUAGCAUCAUUGGUGCAUACCCAUUUCGAGGGUCUGCCUGUGCGUAGCAAGCCGACUAUUCAUCCUGAUGGAUCGAGGGAGUGGAUUCCUAUGAGUGCUAUUGUGGUUGUGAAAGGAGAGAAUACUUUAUCUGAGAAAUUGACUUGUGUGGCUGUCACAACUGGUGCAAAAUGCCUAUCAGCUUCUCAGAUAUCGCAAUGCAGAGGUCUAGUACUCCAUGACUGCCAUGCUGAAAUACUGGCCAUCCGUGCCUUCAACUACUGGCUGUUGAAUGAAUGCCACGGUUUUCUGACACAGGAGAGGAAGCUGAAAGAACUAUUACCAGAAGAUGACUCGAAAGGCAACCCUCUAGUCUCUCCAUAUAUCCGCCGGAGAAGUACAAACGACCCAGAUCAUGCAUGGCCUCCAUUUGAACUCUGCCCUGAUAUAAAAAUCUACAUGUACUGCACCUGCGCUCCAUGCGGUGAUGCAAGCAUGGAACUCUGCAUGGCAGCCCAAGAGGAUGCAACACCAUGGGAUGUCACACCACCCAAACCAGAUCCCAAUGCUUCAAAUUCAGAAGAUGAUGACCCUUCCACAAACCUCUUAGAUGGCCGUGCCCACUUCUCCAUCCUAGGCGUGGUCCGUCGCAAACCAGCGCGUAUGGAUGCGGAAUCUACACGCAGCAAGUCGUGCUCGGAUAAGCUUGCUUUACGGCAAGUUUCUUCCUUGUUGUCCCAUGAGACUAGUCUGCUCGUUGCGCCUACGAGAAAUGCGUACUUGGAAGGCGUUAUCCUACCCGAGGAAGAGAUUAGCCGAGUGGGAUGCGAGAGGUCGUUUAGUGAAACAGGCCGGAUGAAGGCAUUGAAUGGUCGAUUAUGGCCUGAAAAUGAGGACAAGCACAGCUAUGGCUAUGGCUAUGGCUAUAGAUUCCAACCGUUCAAAAUCCUUCCCGUCCCAACCGAACAAAUCGAGUCACUCUGGCCAUUUGCUAAACCAAAACCCACCACCCUCACACAAGAAACACACAAGAAAAGCAAACCUGGAAAUGUAUCUGCAAUCUGGACAAUCGCCCCAUCGGUACCAUCCCAUCCAACACCCCCCACACUAGACAACGGCUCCAAGUCUCUGCCAGUACUGCGCGGCUCAAAAACAGGCCUCUAUGAAACCAUCAUCAACGGAGUGAAACAAGGGAACCGUGCAUCCUCGCCUUUGGCGCGUGGCGCUUCGGCCCUCUCGAGGGCGAAGUUGUGGAGCCUUCUGCGUGGUGUGUUGCAGGCGCCGGGUUUUCAUUCUGGGCAGGUAGAACCACGUUUACGGGAUCCGGGCGUCGAUGAACUUCAUUCUGUUGCAGAUAUUGAAGAUCCCUUAUUGCAUGCCGAUGACCUUCGACGAGUUCUUGAAGCGUCUACUUAUCAGGAACUUAAAAGAGCCUUGCUGUCUUCAAAGCCGACUAACGCGCGAGACAAAGCAAUGCAAGAUGCUAAACGAGUACUAAAAGGCUGGAUACCCAACUCAGGAGAUGAAAACUGGGGUUUGGAUGUCCUGGUCGAUCCCAAGAAGCGGAAACGCUGA
This is a messenger RNA of Aspergillus wentii DTO 134E9, 1593 nucleotides long. RefSeq names its product tRNA-specific adenosine deaminase. The transcript is spliced from 3 exons. Bases 1 to 1593 code for a protein of 530 amino acids. Gene Ontology annotation, molecular function: RNA binding; tRNA-specific adenosine-37 deaminase activity. The record is from RefSeq and is a predicted model, not a curated record. Gene Ontology annotation, biological process: tRNA wobble adenosine to inosine editing. NCBI's taxonomy places the organism in Eukaryota, Fungi, Ascomycota, Eurotiomycetes, Eurotiales, Aspergillaceae.